Messenger RNA from Daphnia magna, 3277 nucleotides. RefSeq lists its product as uncharacterized. The record is from RefSeq and is a predicted model, not a curated record. The transcript has 3 exons. NCBI's taxonomy places the organism in Eukaryota, Metazoa, Arthropoda, Branchiopoda, Diplostraca, Daphniidae. The coding region runs from base 280 to 2910 and encodes 876 amino acids.
UAAUCACGAAGCCAAUGAGGUUAGUGUGUCAUUUUACACGUAUAUCUACCGUGUCUACGUGGUAUAUAUAUACUAGGAAAAUAAGGCUUGGAAUGAUCCGGUCUAACCUUUCUAAACUUCGACAAGCUCAAGGUCCACUAAAUAAAUUUUUGUUGUGCACCUAUCGAAAACACGAUUCUAUAUUAAGUUACACGGCUGACAACACGUCUCUCUCUUUCGUCUGUGAUAUAGACUGUGGGUUGACUUUGUGCGACUAUCAUAGACAAGUCACAAGCAACGAUGCGACUCAUUUUUUUUAUGACGCUCGCCGGAACGUUGGCGCUCGACUCGUUAAACGCUAACGAACGACUGGAUUUUGGAAGCCCUAAAACUGUGGACAAUUCAAAAGCGGCUACUUUCGUUAUCGAUGGGAAAUUCACUGUGCAAUUACUUGUGAGUAUUAAACCGACGGAAGAAGAAAUUGUCCGAAGGCGGACGGUUUUCGCUAAUCGACGGAGACCCAAUCGGAAAGAAAUGUCUGCUACUUUCAAAGAGGAAUUCUCGUUGCAAUUAGCGGAUCGAGGUGCCAUAAUUCGAACUAAAGAGGCUAAUAAAAACCGAUCAGCAAAUGAAGGUCAAGUGAAACGGACAACAACAGCUCGCCCUAAGAAUAGAUUUGGUAAUCGUUUAUCAACGACAACGGCCCGCUACCCACUAUCGAAAAACUCGGCAGAAGAGGACGAUUUGAGAUGGGACUCGCGUAAAACUCAAAAUGUUAAAGGAUCAAUAAGGCCGGCAUUGAAGAAGACGGUCCCGACGAGCUCCAGGCCACGAAUCAAUCGAAUUCGAACAACUACAUUGCGCAGUCCUGUUUCCACGGAUUCUUGGAAAACCCAUUUCGCACUAGUAGAACAGGGAUUUGAUAAUGGCCGCAAUAAAUCAAGGGCACUGCAAAUUCAAAAGCCAGCGGCGAUCGCAAAUGAUACAGUGCCAGUGUUCCAAGAGCAGCCAAAAGAUGUUGACGUCAUCAACUUGAGAAUUGCAGCAAAUCAUGAGGUGAAGGUAAACGAAACUCAAUCGGAUGAUGCCCAUAACUCGGACCUUAUCCAUUCUAAACAAGAUGGUCAUUUGAAAGAAGAGCAGCAAGUUGAGGCUCCUAUUUUUCGACAGGCGAUCGUAGGACAUGAGUUCGCCGUCGAACAACAACCGACUGCAGAAAUUAUCCCUACAAAAACAGUUGAUGUUAAGUUACCAUUGCCAUUAAACAGGAGAAAGCCACCCACUCCGGAGUCCGGCGGACAAGAAUUCCAUGUGAAGGGAACGCUAACUGCGCAAGUUGCCCAAAAUUCAACAGCAACAGCCGAACCGGUUUCAAGGCAUUUGAAAAACGACAAGUUGUUAGAUGGAGGAUAUGAUAACGAGCAGGGGAAAUCGAAAACAAACGAAGAGAACAAACAAGGCGAUUCUUUUGGCAAGAACGAAGAAACUGGAACAAAACCAACGAUGGAAACCGAUAACGCUCCAUCGGUAAAUGCCAGUAAUUGUUCAGUUAUUGCUUUUUCUUUUAACGAAGGCCAACUAGAAGAAAUAGCCAAAUUUGAUGAACCUAUUUUUAGACAUUCAGUUGCUGAUCGUGACUUCUCCAGCGAAAUUACAACUCCGGUUGGUGAUUUGACGACAUCCGUCAUGGAAGUUAGUCAUUUACAACCCAAUAAUUUGGCUGUUAACUCGCCAACAUUAUUAGAUCACAUUCCAGCUGUUAAUGAGCCUGACGUCUCUGAUGAAAUUGCUACGACAGAGGCUGUCAUGGAUGUCUUGCCUAUUACAGAAAUACAACCACCAAUGGCGACUUCAAAGGAUGAAGAUCCCAACGCUUGGAAGAAGAUAGGCGAUAUUGAAAUCCAAAUGAACCCCCAAACGAAGGAAGUUGUCAAUAUCAAAUCUCAAACGACUAGCGGCGUGCAUUUCAUUAUGGCUACCAGCCACAUUCGCAUUUCACUGCAUCCUGAAGAAUCCCGAGAGCUUCCCUGGGACCCGAUAGGUGAUUUUGAAGUUCAAAUGGAUCCCCAAACAAAGCAAGUAGUCAACAUCAGAACUCAAACUCAAACGACCAAACGUCCGGAAACAAGGGCCUACCAUCCGAUAUACCCUCGGUUUGAGCAACACGGUUUCAGCUCCACAGAACAGCCGAGUGUCCAUCAGCCCCCAAAUUUGAAUGCUGAUGACGGCCAAGCUCAAUCGACAGCCGAAGUGCUGGUUAAUAAAACUGAAACUGUUGCUACUGUUCCUCUGCAAACAACAACCAAUCCAUUACGGCUAAUACCUUCUCAAGAGCCCGAAAAAGAUUCAACAGAACUGGGCUAUGAAAUGCGAAUGAAUCAAGAAUCUGAUAAAGAGGUUCGUAUGCAAAUAACUACGUCCACUCCGGAUCAGAGUUCAGUACGGGAAGAGAGCGCAGACAUACCGGCAAUUGGAGGAACACACGCUGACACGAUUGCAGUGAAAUUACCGACAACAAUAGAUCGCAGAAGGCCCAACGAUUCGGACAAAGAGAUUUCCAUAGAGGUGGAUGACGAUGUAACAACCAGAAAGAAGCAAGUUGACCGCGUUCGUGCAAUUGGCAUCCGUAGACCAAGUUCCCGCAAUUCCGAAAGGCGAGGUGUGUUUUUGCUACGUCCCGUCGAUGAAGAAGACGACGUUCCAUUAGAGCCAAAACUAAUGAGGGUGAACCCAAUCAACUUCAAGAAGAAGAAAGUUGUGAUCGUCAAUGAGGAUGAUGACGAAAGAAGAAUCGACGGCCAACGAGGUGAUACCAGGAAGGAAUCCCCAUACUUUUACUACCACUAUGACUCAUCGCACGCGUUGGCUUCAAGUUCAUGUAAUCUUCCACUUUCAGUCGGUUCUGUGUUAUUCCUUUUUUUUGUGUUGUGACAGAAUAGUUGGAGCGAUCUUUAUUUAUAUGUUCCCCAAUUAGCCGCAGGCUAUGCAACAACAGUUUUCUUAAACUGUAAACUUCACUAGCACUUAAAUUCUUUGUUAAUCAUUCCGGGCUAUUCUGUUAAGGAAGGAUGCUCUCACAGGUUGGGCAUCCAUAUACAACUCUUACGUGUUGGGGCUCGCCAUCAAGCAAAACCGUAACGUGAUAAAGCUAUAAAACAAAUGUUUAUAUUGAUCAAACAAGUAGAGUAUUUAUUGAAGUAUUUAUAUGAAAUGUGAAAGUUGUCCAUGGACAAUGUCGGUCUGUUACUAUUUGUCGUGUGCGGCAGGUUGAUAAUAAAGCAUUUUAUUUAUACGUAGA